Guillardia theta CCMP2712 is the source of this 1176-nucleotide messenger RNA. RefSeq lists its product as hypothetical. Bases 1 to 1176 code for a protein of 391 amino acids. The record is from RefSeq and is a predicted model, not a curated record. Gene Ontology annotation, molecular function: protein binding. NCBI's taxonomy places the organism in Eukaryota, Cryptophyceae, Pyrenomonadales, Geminigeraceae. The transcript has 3 exons.
AUGACAGCAGGCGCAGGAAUGCUAACAACCUUGAGCAAGAAUAGCUUCGUGAGAGGACUGCGAAUACCCCGGGGGAUGUCAUGCAUAUCGGAUGCUUGUGUGUGCGUGGAACCCCCAGUAUCACAGCUGGGGAAGAAGGGUGGCUCCUUGGCAGGCAAAAGAUGCAGCCUUAGCGACGUGUCAGAAGAUUGCAUGUCAAAGAUCAUGUUUCUGCUGGAUGGAAACCACAUCUUGAUGCUGGCAUGCACCUGCAGACAGUUCUCGAUGUCGGCUAAGAGCCUGCAUUUCUGGAAGUGCUUCUGCACACGACUGGAUGCCUUCUGCAAGGAAGAUGCCACAGAGAUCGGAAUCUUCACCAACAACGGAGAAGACGACCACAAGGACUGGAUCAGGUUGAACACACUCCUUGAGCACGAGCGAAACAUUCGUAUCCUGAGGAACACAAUCGAGUUCCCAGAGCGGGUCAGCAUGAAAUGCGGGAAGCAGAGCUAUGGGCACUUGAUACAGUAUGUCGGCAAGCUGGGAGGUGACAGAGCCGUAAGGGGAGCACAUGGAUGGACUUUGCAGGUGAACAAGAAGCGCUGGAUUCGGAGUGUCCUUGAGGGUACGAUGUGCCGGCUGGGUUUGAGAAAGGCGAGGUCCAGCAUCCUGGAAGAGCUCCCUCCUAUCCUGGCAGGCUGCGACUCCAACGUCCUACACGUUCAGGCUCAGUACAUCUUCUCCCUGUGCUACUACUACGAAGUCAAGAUCCGAGAGAUCCUGCUGAAGAAUGGUUCGCAGCCGAACACGAGGAAAUGGUGCAUUGCCAUCGGACUGUCGACCAAAGACUUUCGUCUCACCGGAAGACAGCCGGGCUGGGACAGCAACUCGUGUGCGUACCAUGGAGAUGAUGGCAAGGUCUACUGCCGAAACAAGACCUGCCGCUCUUGGCCGACUUUUGGGGCCGGAGAUACUGUCGGGUGCGGUCUGUGUCAAGACAAAUCCAUCUUCUUUACGCUCAACGGGAAUUUCUUGGGAUUCUUGAAGGAUCACAUCCUGUGGGAUCCUCGAAGGCAGACGCUCCACCCGACGAUCGGCAUCGACUCCUUCCAACCCCUGGAGGUGAACUGGGGAACGAAACCUUUCAUGUAUAACUUCGAGGAGGUCUUGACUGCAUCCAACAACCCUCCCAGCUGA